CCACAUGAGAGCGUCGAGACGCGGCGGAUGACAGAGACGAGGCUUCUUGUUUAGUGGACAAAGUGUCUUUCAAAGGGACUUUGCUGCUGCAAACACGGACAGGAACAGACGACCCGAGCUCACGCACAGUGCCUGCCAUUGAAAACCAGCUACCAUGACGGACGCAGACAAGUUCCUCUAUGGGGACCGCAGUGGGGGGAGUGCCCCUCUGGCCCAGGCCGACUGGGCCACCAAGAAGCUGGUGUGGGUCCCCUCUGAGAAGCUGGGCUUCGAGCCCGGCUCUGUCAAGGAGGAGCAGGGAGAGGAGUGCAUGGUGGAGCUGACCGACUCUGGCAAGAAGGUGAAGGUAAACAAGGAUGACAUCCAGAAGAUGAACCCACCCAAGUUCAGCAAGGCGGAGGACAUGGCGGAGCUCACCUGCCUGAACGAGGCCUCGGUGCUGCACAACCUCAAGGAGAGAUACUACUCUGGGCUCAUCUAUACGUACUCUGGUCUCUUCUGUGUGGUGGUCAACCCAUAUAAGUACCUGCCCAUCUACUCCGAGGACAUAGUGAACAUGUACAAGGGCAAGAAGAGACACGAGAUGCCCCCUCACAUCUACGCCAUCACAGACACGGCCUACAGGAGCAUGAUGCAGGAUCGUGAGGACCAGUCCAUCCUCUGCACUGGGGAAUCGGGAGCAGGGAAAACAGAAAAUACCAAGAAAGUCAUUCAGUAUCUCGCCCAUGUUGCCUCAUCUUUCAAGUCCAAGAAAGAGCAGGGCAAUGCAGUUUUAUCACAUGGGGAACUAGAGAAACAACUGCUGCAAGCAAACCCCAUCCUGGAGGCCUUCGGCAACGCAAAGACCGUCAAGAAUGACAACUCUUCAAGAUUUGGAAAAUUCAUCAGGAUCAACUUUGAUGUCAACGGAUACAUUGUUGGAGCCAACAUUGAAACUUAUCUGCUGGAGAAGUCUCGGGCCGUCCGACAAGCUAAAGACGAGAGGAGCUUCCACAUCUUUUACUACAUGCUCAGUGGAGCGGGGGACAAGCUGCGCUCUGAGUUGUGUCUGGAGGAUUACAGCAAGUACCGUUUCCUGUCCAAUGGAAACGUGACGAUACCUGGCCAGCAGGACACGGACAUGUUCACUGAGACCAUGGACGCCUUUCAGAUCAUGAGCGUCCCAGAAGAGGAAAGAAUUGGUCUGCUGAAGGUGGUGUCGGCCGUGCUGCAGUUGGGGAACAUGAGCUUCAAGAAAGAGCGUCACUCUGACCAGGCCUCUAUGCCCGACGACACUGCUGCCCAGAAAGUGUGUCACCUGCUGAGUAUCAAUGUGACCGACUUCACACGAGCCAUCCUGUCUCCCAGAAUCAAGGUUGGCAGGGACUAUGUCCAGAAGGCACAGACCCAGGAGCAGGCUGAGUUUGCUAUCGAGGCUCUGGCCAAAGCCUCUUAUGAGAGGAUGUUCCGCUGGCUGGUCUUGAGGAUCAAUAAGGCCCUGGACAAGACCAAGAGACAGGGAGCCUCCUUCAUUGGCAUCCUUGAUAUUGCUGGAUUUGAGAUCUUUGAGUUGAACUCAUUUGAGCAGAUGUGUAUCAACUACACCAAUGAGAAGCUGCAGCAGCUCUUCAACCACACCAUGUUCAUCCUGGAGCAGGAAGAGUACCAGAGGGAGGGCAUCGAGUGGAGCUUCAUCGACUUCGGCCUCGACCUGCAGCCCUGCAUCGACCUCAUUGAAAAACAUGCCAGCCCUCCAGGCAUCCUGGCUCUGCUGGAUGAAGAGUGCUGGUUCCCUAAAGCCACAGACAAGAGCUUUGUGGAGAAAGUGGUUCAGGAGCAGGGGACAAACCCAAAGUUCCAGAAACCCAAGAAACUCAAGGACGACGCCGAUUUCUGUAUUAUACACUAUGCUGGAAAGGUUGACUACAAAGCAGACGCGUGGCUGAUGAAGAACAUGGACCCUCUGAAUGAGUGUGUGGCCACUUUGUUCAACCAGUCUACAGAGAAAUUUACUGCUGAGCUGUGGAAGGACAUGGACCGUAUCGUCGGCCUGGAUAAGGUGGCAGGAAUGUCUGACUCGAUUCACGGAGCAUCCAGAACCCGUAAGGGCAUGUUCCGCACUGUGGGCCAGCUGUACAAGGAGCAGCUGAGUAACCUCAUGGCCACACUCAGGAACACCAACCCGAACUUCGUCCGCUGCAUCAUCCCCAACCACGAGAAGAAGGCUGGUAAACUGGAGCCUCACCUGGUUCUGGAACAGCUGAGGUGUAAUGGAGUCCUAGAGGGGAUUCGCAUCUGCAGACAGGGCUUCCCCAACCGUAUUGUCUUCCAGGAGUUCAGACAAAGGUAUGAAAUCCUCACUCCAAAUGCCAUCCCAAAGGGCUUUAUGGAUGGCAAGCAAGCCUGUGUGCUCAUGAUCAAAGCUCUGGAGCUGGACCCAAACCUGUUCCGCGUCGGUCAAAGUAAAGUGUUCUUCAGAGCCGGAGUCCUGGCUCACCUGGAGGAGGAGAGGGACAUAAAGAUCACUGAUGUGAUCAUCAGCUUCCAGGCCUUCUGCAGAGGAUAUGUGGCUCGCAAAGCCUUUACCAAGAGGCAGCAGCAGCUGACGGCCAUGAAGGUUAUCCAGAGGAACUGUGUUGCUUACCUGAAACUCAGGAACUGGCAGUGGUGGAGGCUUUUCACCAAGGUGAAACCUCUGCUGCAAGUGACUCGGCAGGAAGAGGAGAUGCUGGCCAAAGAAGAGGAACUGGACAAAGUGAGGGAGAGACAAGAGCAGGCUCAGCAGCAGCUUCAAGAAUUUGAGUCUAAGCAGCAACAGCUGAAUGCUGAGAAGUUGGCUCUUCAAGAGCAGCUCCAGGCAGAGACGGAGCUGUGUGCGGAGGCUGAGGAGAUGAGAUCCCGCCUGUCCACCAGGAAGCAAGAGCUGGAGGAGAUCUUGCAUGACCUGGAGUCUCGCCUGGAGGAGGAAGAAGAGAGGGCCACCCAGCUGCACACCGAGAGAAAAAAGAUGCAGCAGAACAUCACGGACCUGGAGCAGCAGCUGGAUGAGGAGGAAGCAGCCAGACAGAAACUCCAGAUGGAGAAGCUCACCACGGACGCCAAGCUGAAGAAGCUAGAUGAGGAUGUCAUGGUGCUGGACGACCAGAACAACAAGCUCAUCAAGGAGAAGAAACAGAUGGAGGAGAGGAUCUCUGAGUUCACCACCAACCUGACUGAGGAGGAAGAGAAGUCCAAGAGCCUGCAGAAACUCAAGAAUAAACAUGAAGCCAUGAUCACAGAUUUGGAGGAUCGUCUAAGAAAAGAGGAAAAGGUGCGUCAGGAGUUGGAGAAGAACCGUCGUAAACUUGAAGGAGACUCUAGUGAGCUCAAUGACCAUGUGGGAGACUUGCAGGCUCAGAUUGAUGAACUCCGAGCUCAGCUGGCUAAGAAGGAGGAGGAACUCCUCGCUGCACUGUCCAGGAUCGAGGAGGAGGCUGCAGCCAAGAACAUGGCCCAGAAGAAGAUUAGGGAGCUGGAGGCUCAGAUCUCAGAGCUGCAGGAGGAUCUGGAGCUGGAGAGGCAGGCGCGGGCCAAGGCUGAGAAACAACGCAGGGACCUGGGAGAGGAGCUGGAGGCCCUCAAGACUGAACUGGAGGACACUUUGGACUCCACCGCAGCACAGCAGGAGCUGAGGUCCAAGCGGGAGGUGGAGGUCACCCAUCUGAAGAAGAAUCUGGACGAAGAGGCCAAGAUCCACGAGCAGCAGAUGGCUGACAUGAGACAAAAACACAACCAGGCAUUUGAAGAGCUCAAUGAACAGCUGGAACAGGCCAAGAGGAACAAGGUGUCUGUGGACAAAGCCAAGCAUGCUCUGGAGAGCGAGUGGAAUGAGUUGCAGAUCGAGAUGCAGACUCUGACACAAGGCAAAGGAGACUCUGAACAACGUCGCAAGAAGGCCGAAGCCCAGGUCCAAGAACUGCAGAUCAAAUUCAGCGAAAGUGAACGACACAGGCAGGAGGUGGCCGAGAAGAUGGGCAAGAUGCAGUUGGAGGUAGACAAUGUCAACAGCCUCCUGAGUGAAGCAGACAACAAGAACAUCAAAUCCAGCAAAGACCUUUCUUCUACCGUGUCUCAGCUGCAGGAUACACAGGAGUUGCUCCAAGAGGAGACUCGUCAGAAGCUCGCCCUCUCCACCCACCUGAGGCAGCUGGAGGACGAACAGAACAACCUGCGUGAGAUGCUGGAGGAAGAGGAAGAGGGCAAGAAGGUCGUAGAGAAACAGAUCACCGCUCUGCAGACCCAGCUGGCAGACUUGAAGAAGAAGCUGGAAAAUGAGACCUUGUCCCUGGAGGGGGCAGAGGAGGGCCGCAAGCGAUCACAGAGGGAGUUGGAAGGCGUAAUGCAGCAGCUGGAGGAGAAGACGGCAGCUUACGACAAACUGGACAAGACAAAAACCCGUUUACAGCAGGAGCUGGAUGACCUCUUAGUGGACCAGGACCACCUGAGGCAGAUCGUCUCCAGCCUGGAGAAGAAGCAGAGGAAGUUUGACCAGAUGCUGGCCGAAGAGAAAACAAUUUCUACUCAGUAUGCAGAGGAGCGUGACAAGGCCGAGGCUGAGGCCAGGGAGAAGGAAACGCGAGCACUGACACUGGCCCGCGAGUUGGAGACCAUGUCGGACCUUAAAGACGAGCUGGACCGCACCAAUAAGCUGCUCAAAGCUGAGAUGGAAGACUUGGUCUCCUCAAAGGAUGAUGUUGGCAAGAGUGUUCACGAGCUGGAGAGGUCAAAGCGUGCCAUGGACCAGCAGAUGGAAGAGAUGAGAGUUCAGCUGGAGGAGCUGGAGGACGAGCUGCAGGCCACGGAGGAUGCCAAACUGCGUCUGGAGGUCAACAUGCAGGCCAUGAAGGCCCAGUUUGACCGAGACCUGCAGGCCAGAGACGAGCAGGGAGAGGAGAGGAGGAAACAGCUGGUUAAACAGGUGCGUGAGAUGGAGGUGGAGCUGGAAGAUGAACGCAAGCAGCGUUCUCAGGCCCUCUCAUCCAAGAAGAAACUGGAGCUGGACCUGGGAGAGCUCGAGCUCCAGAUCGAUGCUGCCAACAAGGGCCGUGAUGAGGCUCUAAAACAACUGAAAAAACUCCAGGUUCUAAUGAAAGAGCAAAUGAGAGAGCUGGAAGAGCUGCGUUUGUCCAGAGACGAAGCUGUCAACGGAGCCAAGGAGACAGAGAGGAAGCUCAAGGCCAUGGAGACAGACGCCCUGCACUUCCAGGAGGAGCUGGCUACUGCCGAGAGAGUGAAGAGACAGGUUCAGAGCGAGAGAGAUGAGCUCCAGGAAGAGAUUAGCAGCACCAACGCCAAGAAUUUGCUGCUGGCAGAUGAGAAGAGGAGGCUGGAGACUCGUAUCACCCAGCUGGAGGAGGAGCUGGAGGAAGAGCAGCUCAACACCGAGAUGGUCAACGAUCGUAUGAAGAGAAGCACACUGCAGACCGAGCAGCUGACCACGGAGCUGGCCGAAGAACGCAGCAGCUCCCUGCGGCUGGAGGGGGCUCGCUCCCAGCUGGAUCGCCAGACUAAGGAGCUGAAACUGAAGCUGCAGGAGCUCGAGGGAGCCAUCAAGUCCAAGUAUAAAUCCUCCAUCACCUCCCUGGAGGCCAAGAUCGCUAUGCUGGAGGAACAGCUCGACAUAGAGUCAAAGGAGCGCCAGCAGGCCUCCAGGUUGACCAGGCGCACAGAGAAGAAGCUGAAAGAGGUGUUGCUACAGGUCGAAGACGAGAGGCGCAACACAGACCAAUACAAAGACCAGGCGGAGAAGACUAACAGCCGAAUGCGUCAGCUGAAGCGUCAGCUAGAGGAGGCAGAGGAGGAGGUGACGCGAUCCAACGCCCAACGUAGAAAGCUGCAGAGGGAGGUGGAUGAUGCCACUGAAUCGGCAGACACGAUGAACCGGGAAGUCAGCUCUCUGAAGAGCAAGCUCAGACGUGGGGAAGUGCCUUUCAAUAUGCGUCGUAUCAUAAAUCGCACUGGCCUGGACAGCGAUGAGGAUGUGGACGUGAAGACUGAAACACCUGAGCCUGCACCUGAGUGAACGGAGGGCCAAGAGGGAAUAAUACAAUGACCAGUCAACAUGCAGAUACAGUUUUUUUAAAAAAAAGCUAUUAAGACUUUUUUAAGAGGAUUUAGCAAUGUAUUCCCCUUGACAUUCAUCUUAUAGCCUUAUUGUUGCUUUCCAUAAAAUACAUUUGUGUGGCCAAAACCGAUUUCAACUCAGUGAAUGUAAGCGGUGUUUUUCUAAAGCUUUACGGUCUCUUUUUCUACUUAAUGGGUAUAUUAUAUAUAUUAUCACACUUGUAACAAGCCAUUGCAAUUUUUUUUUUUUUUUUUUUUUUUUUUUUUUGGUGCUUGAGGUUCAUGUGCAGUUGCUGUACCUUUUUUAUUUUUGGGGAAACACUGGACAUUUUAUGCUGCUUUUGCACAGGAAUAUAGGUGUUUUGGGAGCUUUUGAUGCCGUUUGAAACUGGUUCACAUUUGCUAUUGUUAGCAUCAAUCUGCAUUUGUACUAUAGGCUUUUCCUCUCGCUGACAUAAUUUCGUGUUAUUACCUCAACCAAUUUUGCUUAACGCCAACACAGACAAAAUGGACACGAGAUUGGAAAUUGUUCAUUUCAUUAGAGGUGGUGUAGUCGAAAAGCAGCAAUGUUGGUGAAUACGUUGGUAGAAAUGUUGUGCGAUCAUCUAUGAUAGCUUGGUUGAUGUAUCAUUCUUCUCUGGUUUUACACUUUAUGGAUUGUUGGUGGUGGGCCAUCACAUUGUAGCUCUCACUGUACUAUGUUUGGUGCUAUGCUUUGCACAGCAGAGGAGGUUUUCUAUUAGCACAUUAUCCUCUGUUUCCAUGCAUAUUUUAGAUGCACUGGUAGGGUAUGAGACUAUUAUCAAACCAAUUACAUGUCAUAGUGAUGCCAAUAUUUCAAGGCUAAUCUAUAUUUCAGCAAAUGCCUUGAAUGCAAUAAAUUGACAAAUUAUCAAAUGCA
Molecule: messenger RNA, 6982 nt
Organism: Anarrhichthys ocellatus (wolf-eel)
Lineage: Eukaryota; Metazoa; Chordata; Actinopteri; Perciformes; Anarhichadidae
Product: myosin-9-like
Exons: 43
Coding region: 155-6040 (1961 amino acids)
Cellular component (GO): cytoplasm; myosin filament; myosin II complex
Molecular function (GO): actin filament binding; ATP binding; microfilament motor activity
Source: RefSeq, a predicted model, not a curated record